Messenger RNA from Salvia miltiorrhiza (redroot sage), 1247 nucleotides. RefSeq lists its product as uncharacterized. Bases 213 to 896 code for a protein of 227 amino acids. NCBI's taxonomy places the organism in Eukaryota, Viridiplantae, Streptophyta, Magnoliopsida, Lamiales, Lamiaceae. The record is from RefSeq and is a predicted model, not a curated record. The transcript has 3 exons.
GUAUUGACAUUAUUAACAUAUUUUUGUGCAGCCGACAUGGCAGAUCCUCUCUCCACGCGUCCAACUCUGGCUGUCACCUUCAUCGACUCUACUUCCCACGGCCCCCACUCUCUGUCUCUCCUCUCUCUACUUCCCAUUCACUCACCCAAUCAAUGCUAAUCACCUAAUCGACUCACCAUUGCUACUCAGCAGAUCACCUCAGAGAAAUUUCAAUGGCGGACGAUACUGCUCCCAAACAGCCCAACGGAGUCGUCAUCGAUCCCAACGAAGACGACUACGCCGGAGAUUCUGAACACACGCAGGACCUCACCCUUUUCACCCUUCUUAACCGCUUGAUCGCUGCCAUUUUCUUCCCGGGCCCUAAUUCCGCCCCUCUGCUGCAGAGGGUCAAAACCGCUCUCUCCGAGAAUAUUCCUCUGCUUCACGAUGCUUCUAAGAACACUGUUGGCCGCCUUCUCCAAUGGACCCGCCGCGGCAGCCCUCUCCGCGCCUUGUUCGUUGUCUCCGUAGGGACAAUUGUUUUCCUCACACUAGCGGGAUUGUUAGUCUUUAUGCUUUUCUUUGUUGCGGCAACCUUCAAUGCUGUUGUCAUUUCUCUUGUGAUGUCUUUAGCAGCAGCAGGAGGAUUCUUGGCCCUGUUCUUUGCCUGUAUUGCAGCCAUUUAUAUUGGGGCAUUAUCCGUAGCUAUAUUUGUCAUCUCGACAGCAACAAUUUCUUGUAUCAUUGCUGUUCUUAUUGCCACAGGUUGGAUUGGAUUCUUUUGGACACUGUGGAUUGCAGCGCAGAAAAGCAUAGGUCUGGCCAAACAUUCUGUUUUCAUCACAGGGUCAGCAUUUUCAGCCUACUCAUCCGCUUGGCAUGACAGACGCGAUCAGACCUCAAAAAAAUCGGACUGAGGCCGUGGAUCAUGAUGUGCGUGUAUAUCGGAACCGUGAGUGUUCUUCUAUCCACCUCCGCGUUGCACUGCUCUCUUAUAUAUAAGUAUCAAUAAGGAUGCCGAAUUGUCUUGUGUAUAUUGUGCUAGCAUCUAAUGAAACUUGGUAGAUUGCCGUACCCAGCUUCUUUACGUGCUUUCCUUUUCUAAAGUUUAGUAAUAUUCGUCUUUCGAGGUAUUUCAUUUUUCCUUUUAGAGGAUUUGCAGUUUGUACCAUAUUAUGAUCCAACUCACGCUCCUGUUAAGAGAGAGAGAUGAUAUGAUAUGAAAUGAAAUUUUGUGGAUAUGAAUUUGCGAGAUUUGAGGAGACAAA